This is a messenger RNA of Aspergillus udagawae, 2574 nucleotides long. RefSeq lists its product as uncharacterized. Gene Ontology annotation, cellular component: cytoplasm. Bases 1 to 2574 code for a protein of 857 amino acids. Lineage: Eukaryota; Fungi; Ascomycota; Eurotiomycetes; Eurotiales; Aspergillaceae. Gene Ontology annotation, biological process: carbohydrate metabolic process. Gene Ontology annotation, molecular function: 2-oxoglutarate-dependent dioxygenase activity; polygalacturonase activity. The transcript has 11 exons. The record is from RefSeq and is a predicted model, not a curated record.
AUGACUGCAAACGACGUGCAACUCCCCGCCAAACCCGCCAACCUCCCCCACCCAGACUAUCACACCCCCCGUGGCGUGUCCCCCCUAGAGACCGUCCGCGCAGCAGGCCUAGAAUACCCCAACUACACCCCUUUCAAGCUCCCCAAUCUUACCCCACACCCCUUCACCGACCGCGGACAACAUGCCGAUCCAUCCAAAUCUCGCCUCCUCUCCGUCGCAACGGAGGUCAUCCACCUUACCCCAGACAUCGGCACCGAGAUCGCUGGCCUCCAGCUCUCGGCUCUCACUCCAGCGCAGAAAGAUGAUCUAGCGCUGCUAGUCGCAGAGCGGGGCGUCGUCUUCUUCCGCGACCAGGAGAUGGACGUGCACGAGCAGAUCGCCUUCGCGGCGUAUUUCGGCGAGCUGCACAUCCAUCAGAUGGCGGGCAUCAUCCCGGAUUUGCCCUGGGUGCAUCCCAUCUACAAGGACCAUACGGCGGUGAAUGGCCGCUCGCAUCAGAUCUGGCAUUCGGAUGUGAGCUAUGAGCUGCAGCCGCCUGGUCUGACGAUGCUACGCAUGGAUACCCUGCCUGCUGCGGGGCCAGGGGGGAGUGUAGCCGGGGGUGAUACGAUCUGGGCAAGUGGGUAUGCUUUGUACGAGUCGCUGUCACCGAAGUUGAGGGCGUUUCUGGAGACGCUCGAGGCGAAGCAUAGCGGGCUGGAGCAGGCGGAGAAGGCAUUGAAGACGAAUGGCUGUCUUCGGCGGGAUCCGAUCGAGACCAUUCAUCCCGUUGUCCGGACGCACCCAGUCACGAAAUGGAAAACGCUGUACGUCAAUGAGAACUUUACCAAAGAAAUUGUCGGCAUCGAGAGGAGGGUCGGAGAUGCACUGCUGGAUACGCUCUACCGGACCAUCGCUGAGGCCUAUGAGUAUCAGGUCCGGUGGAAGUGGACGCCGAACGCCGUGGCAAUCUGGGAUAAUCGGGUGACAUUCCACACGGGGAUCUUCGAUUACUUUCCUCAUCUGCGGCACGGAUUGCGUGUUGCGCCACAGGCUGAGAAGCCAUAUUUGGACGUGGAGUCUAAGACACGGAAGGAGGACAUGGAGACAUUCAUCCCACAGAACAUCAUGCUUUUCCUUGCUCUACUUUUCGUCCCUCUCAAUCUGGCAGCAGCCCAGCUCAUUGGCCCCGUAGGCCCGGCCACUCCUCUCUCCAAGAAGAUAAUUGAAUGUAACAUCCUCAGCUAUGGCGCUGUCGCCGACAACACCACGGACAUCUCGACCUCCCUCGAAACAGCGUUUAAUGACUGUGUCCGACGCAACCCCGGCAGCAGACUCAUUGUCCCUGAGGGUCAAUACCUGAUCUCCCGCGGCGUCGUGCUCAGCAACGCAACCAACUGGGCGUUUCAGCUGGAUGGUCUCGUCACGGCAGCAUAUGGGGGGAACUGGACCAUUGAUCGUGCGUUGAUCCUUGAGGGUUUUGCUGGUGCAGACGUUUUGAAUGCUACCAUUAAUGGGGAGGGUGACCAGAAGUUUUUGUUAGAUGUCUUGGUCAUUGUCAAUGCGGUCGACUUCGAGUUCUACUCAUCCAACGGUCUCGGUGCCUUCCAAGGACAAGGAUAUCUCUACCGGAAUCUAAACAACACCGAUCGUCCCCGUCUCGUCCGCUUGAUCUCGCCAACGAAUGCCUCCGUCCAUGACCUGAUCCUGGUCGAUAGCCCAAAGUUCCACAUCGUGCUCGACUUUGCCGUCAACGUGGAAGCGUACCAUCUUACCAUCCGGGGUGCUAAUCUCGGCAGUUACGAUGGUAUUGAUGCAAUUGGCACAAACUAUCAUAUCCAUGAUAACGAGGUCACCAACCGCGACGAAUGCGUCUCCAUCAAGAGCCCCUCUCACCACGCCUUGAUCGAGAACUUGGUCUGUAAUCAGGCCGGCUCGGGCGUCUCCAUCGGUAGUCUCAACGUCUCUGCCGAAAUAUCAAACAUAGUCGCACAAAAUAUCAGCAUCAUCCAGGGGAACAACAUCGCCUUCAUCAAGACCUAUCCCGGUGGCUCCGGCUACGUGACCAACGUCACAUUCGCCAACUUCCGCUCCAAAGCAAGUCUGUACGGGCUCAACAUCAACCAGUACUGGCAGAACACGUUCGAGCCAGACACUGGCUCGGUCACGUUGAGCAAUCUUGUCUUUAGGAACUUUUCAGGUUCCGUGGCAAAUGGCGUCCAACGCCCACCGCUGUACCUCAUCGCUAACGACCUCACCUACGCCAGUAACGUUACUGUUGAAGACUUCACCGUCUGGACAGAGUUCGGCAGCAGCGUCGUCAAUAAGGUCAACAAUGUUUUUGGCCGCGGUGAUGAUUCCUAUGGUCCGAGCAAUGGACUCGUCUCUCUCGCUGCUGGAGAACAACCGCAUACGUACACGAGCACGUACACCAUUACCGCCUCGCCGACGGGAUGGGUCGCGCCGGAUUUGCCGACCUGGGCGGUGCCGAGUACGGGAUAUGGAACUGCGUCGCCGAUUCCGGUUUACACUCCUAGGCCGCUGUGGAGGCCUGGCGGGGUGGACUAUGAUUUGCAUUACUGGGGGACUUUUUAG